CACGUCCUCUGCUCGCUUACAAAAAUGCCUCCUCAUCACCCCCCAUUCUCCCCAAAAUCCCACACAAAUCCCACCCAAUUCUUCCUUCACUUUCCUCUAAACACUCACAUUUUCCCACACAUUUCUCGCUUGCCAAACAAGACACGGAAUCAUGCGGAUGAGUUGUAAUGGCUGCCGAGUCCUCCGCAAAGGCUGCGGCGACAGUUGUACCAUCAGACCCUGCCUUCAGUGGAUCAAAACCGCCCAAUCCCAAGCCAACGCCACCGUCUUCCUCGCCAAGUUCUAUGGUCGCGCUGGCCUCGUUAACCUCAUCAAUGCCGGCCCCCAACAUCUCCGUCCUGAAAUAUUGAAAUCCUUGCUAUACGAAGCUUGUGGGCGGAUAGUGAAUCCGAUUUACGGGUCAGCCGGGUUGCUUUCGUCCGGGAGCUGGCAUCUCUGCCAAGCCGCCGUGGAAGCGGUUCUAAGAGGCGCGCCAAUCAUGCAGAUUUCUUCUGAGUCCGCUGGCAGCAUGAGCCCACCGCUUAAAGCCUGCGAUAUACGCCACGUGUCGAAGAGGGAGAGAGCGGUUCCCUCCGAUCAGCUUCACAAGGUUAAGAAGUCUCGGAGCCGGUUCAAGAGCUCUGCUGCGAAGCCGAAGCCGAAAGUGGAGUCUAGUGCUUUAGAGUUUGCGAUUGUGACCGACUCAUCGAGAAAUGAAGACGAGUGCGGUGGAUCGGUGAGUCACGAGUUGGGGGAUAGUCAGAAUCCGAGUCGAGGAGGUGAUAGUGGAGAGGCUGACUGUGUUUCCGCUGAGACCGUGGAGGCUUCGCUGGCAAAGCCCGACGAGCGAGCCGAUAGUAGCGACGUGGACUUGGAGCUGACUUUGGGCUUCGGCUUGGGCUUCGGCCACUGGGCUCGAGCAAAGGGAGGGGAACAGCUGGACGGUGUCGAUGAUGACACGUGUAAGAUGGAAGUGGGGAUCUGGACCGGCUCAGUAAGUCCAUGUGGCAGUGGCGGCGGCGGCUUUAGAUGAGAUGGGUUUUUCUUUUCAUUUCUUUUUAUAUUUUGGUCGGCCUGUGUUUAGUUCAGAUGGUGAUUACAACAAAUUUUGCGUUUGUAAUGCAUUUUUGGAAGUUACCGUUGAAAUCGUAUAUUGUAUGUAAUAGAUGUGAAGGGAAAAGAUUAUGAUACAAAUUGGGUUCUUUCUUUCUGACUAGGUAUGAUCACACAUGUUCUAUAACUUGUUAGAGAAAGGAAAAGAAGAAAGAAAUGGCUGCCCAGGUGAAGGAUGAACGACUAACGAUGAGGGACAGUUAAUUUGUGUUUAAUCUUUAUCGGAUUUGUGAGAUGACUCGAAUACAUUCCUAUUCAAGCUCUCCUACCUUUGAAAAAUACAGGCAUACUAAUAUAUUUAAGGAAAUAAUUGAUACAA
This is a messenger RNA of Alnus glutinosa, 1411 nucleotides long. RefSeq names its product LOB domain-containing protein 40-like. The transcript is spliced from 2 exons. NCBI's taxonomy places the organism in Eukaryota, Viridiplantae, Streptophyta, Magnoliopsida, Fagales, Betulaceae. The coding region runs from base 152 to 1012 and encodes 286 amino acids. The record is from RefSeq and is a predicted model, not a curated record. Gene Ontology annotation, biological process: regulation of gene expression.